UACGGUUCAUGGCUAAUUUUACAAUUGCUUGAAGUAACCUGAAAUAGUGCACCAACGAUGUCUCGAGAGGAUCGUGGCGGAUUUGGAGAUUGGCAGAUCGUCAAGCGUUUAGGUUCCGGAGGAAAUGGAGAAGUUUCGCUUUGGCAGAACCGAAAAACACGCCAGAAGUUAGCUAUCAAAUCAUUGAAAUUUCCACCGGAUCAUGAUCAGCAAAAAGAUGGACGGCGUUGGCGUGACGAAAUUGCUUUCGCCAGAGAAAUCAAACAUGAAAACAUCGUUCAAAGUGUAAAUGUUCCAGAGGAAUUCAAGGCGUAUUUAAUGCGUCAAUAUCCACCCGAACCACUCAUUAUGGAAUAUUGCGAGAAAGGUGAUUUGCGCAAAAAACUUCAGAUGCAGGAACAUUUAAAUGGCAUGCCAGAAUUCGAUAUUCGUAAUAUCGUAAAGUGCAUGCGGAAUGCAAUAGUUCAUAUGCAUUCAAAGGGAAUUUCUCAUCGAGACAUCAAACCUGAGAAUUUGGUGAUAAAAGAGGUGAAUGGAUGUGAAGUGUACAAGCUAACCGAUUUGGGAUACGCGCGAGAAAUUACUUCGACAAUUGAAGCCAGCCAUGUAGGGACUUUUGAAUAUUUUGCCCCAGAAGUGAUAACUGAACUGAGCUACUCAAAUACAGUUGAUUAUUGGUCAAUGGGCGUAAUUGUAUUCGAAAUUAUAUGCGGCGUUCGACCGUUUCUUCCGGGCAGCCCCGUCACGGACUUUAUAUCGAAAUUAAAAUUGAAAGAUCCUAAGACUAUAGCCAUAACAAAAUCGCAUGACAACCGAUUUGAGAAUCAUAGCACUUUGUUCGAGCAAAACCAGAUAUCGCCGUGCUUCAAACGAUUUUUGGAGGUUUGGCUUCGUAUUCCCCUCGAUGUGAAUCCCCGGAAUCGUGCGAUUCGUACAGAUAAUGGGCCCGUUUCAGGCACACCAUCCCCUGCGAGUCUGAAAAUAUUUAAUGACUUGGACUAUCUUCUAUCAGCGACAAUAUUAACUGUGUUUUGCAUGCACAAUUUUCGUCUGUUUAGUUACAACAUUUCUGAAGGAAUCACGCGAGAAGGUUUUCUGACUACUUUGUCGACUGACACAGAAAUUCCGAAAGACGAUCUAGUGAUAAUUUUACCUCCGGAGAAUGUUCACAUUGCUCGAUUCACCUCAAGUAACAAACCGAUAGAGCUUUACAUAGAUGAUCUGCACGACAAACCGAUGGUGUAUUGCACGACUGAUAAGGACACGCUCAAGGACACUAGUCAAAACGUUGGUCUUUCGGCGGUGCUGCUUGAGGCACUGGGGGAUAACAACGUGAAAAAUCGGAAGCACGCCCUUGAAGUUGCCAAACACCUGAUAUUCUAUGUUCAACAGCAAGGCCGAUUUGCGACAUUCUUCAUGCACGCUCUGUUGAACUAUGCUGUGAUGGUGGACGAUUGGAUUUUCAAGUUCCAAGGAAAGGUGGACGAGAUGUCGACGAUGUUCUGGCAAUUAAAAGGCGCUAUGCAAUUCUAUUUGUUACAGUUGGAUCAGACCAAAAAUAUUUUGGUAGAGAAAAAUGUCUCAGCUAAGUUGGAAGAUAAUAGCGAAAAGCUGAUUGAGCGCUUCAAAAAAAUUAAUGAUCUCUUCAUUCGAACCCGCAAUCGAUUCAUAUCUGUAUUGCGUCGAAGCAAAACUACUAUAAGCGAACUAAAUGCAAGUUUCAAUGACCAUUUGAGUACAAUUGAGAAAAUAUGCGACAUCUCUACUCCCUGUGAAUUAUACAACAAAUUUCGUGUUUGCUCAAGCAUCGCUGAUACUGCCAAGGAGAUGUUUAAAUAUUUUAACGACUUUCAAAAAAACUGGUUCUUCCUGAACUCAGCGCAAAUCAAAAAUAUCCAAACGUCUGUGUCGGAAAUUCAUGUUGAAUUCGAAAUAAUUGAAACUGUUGUAGACGGACUGAUUAAACAGCAAGUGGAAACGCAACAAUUGCUCAAUCGAAUGGCUGCAGAUUUUAGCAAAUCUCUUUGGGAAAUUGCUACGAGUACAGCGUCCGCGACAAUUGAUGGUCCGAACAUUCCAGAUUUGGAUGGAAUUUUAUCUUCAAAGCAAGUUAACGUCGCGGAAGAAUUGUGUGAGUUGGAAAAUUCAUGCGCGAGUGCAAUGAUUAGCAAUGGCGAGAAUUGGUCAAUGGUGGAGGCUAGCGAAGAAGCCAAAUCAAUUCUUAUUCUGAAUAGUGACUUAUGGGAUAGGGUGGAACGCUCGCUGCAGAAAUGAUACUCCACCUCUAUCGAGUCCAGGAAUUAUGGAGAAGUGCCUAGAUAUGAUCCAGUUUAUACAAUUGAGUGAAGUUUGAGUAUGUUUAUCAUAUGAUAGUCUAGAAUAUUUUCCCUGGAAAAGUGUAGCGUUAAGAAUAGAUUUGGAAUAAUCACGGAUUAAUUGUUGUGCCCAACCGCCCAGGUUGGUGCUGCUACGCUACAAAUGGCAGCAGCUAGUCGACCAAUAUAACGAAUACUAGUGCACAGUAAUACUGCGCAUUACGCUCAUGGAAUACAAGCUGGCACGCGAUGUAGUCUUUUGCAGUUUACUAAAACAAUUAACAAAAACAACAAGUAAAAACCAGAAAUUCUGUCUACUUUUUGAGAAUUCCUCAUCAACGCUAAAAUUAGGGUUUUUUUUUUCUAAUUUGCCAUUUUUUGAGUGAUUUGCUAGCCAGUAUUUCAAGUAGAAAGGGAAAAACACGAAUCUUCUUUUUUUGGUCACAAUUUUUCUGCAUUUAAAUAGUUUGCUUUUGGAAUAAAGCAAAUUGUAGCCAAAAAAGAAGGUCCGUAUUUUUAAAGUAUUGUGUAAAACAAAACCUUAUUAAAAUCUAACUGUCUGUUCGUCCGUCGGUCUGUCUGUCACAGGCACUUUCUCAGAAACGGUUACUGUAAUUAAUUCGAAAUUUGGUAAGAAGAUGGGAAGUCCGAGUCCCACGGAACCACCAUUUAGGUAUUACUUCGCAACUUGGGUUUGACUUUAAGCGCCCGUCCUUCUGUUCCUUUCCGGUUUCCUCUUUCAGCACGGUACACAGUACGAUUGCGGAGGAAACCGUAGACCAGUGCCUUUUCGAUCCCAGCAUCUCUGCGACUCAAUUCUCCGGGCUCAUGCUCCUGCCUAACUUUUGGUUCAGAUUCGUCCUCUCCUUGGGGAGUGAAACAUCACAUGCUUUUCGCCAGAAUGUUGACCGGGGUCAUGCCCACUACCAACAGUAUUAGCUUAUCUUAUGUAGUUCCAAAAGCACUGAAAGCCAUGAGAAAGUAAACCAAAUUCAUCUGCUUUCAUCUCUGGGGGUUUGCAAGCGACUAUGCCCACCUAGGUGAUGAGUAAAGCAGAAUGGAUGACACCACGCUGGCUAGAAGCAACCUGUCGUAGUGUUUCGGCUGACCAAUAUUCGGCAUAUUGUCCACUAUCUUACUAGCUCGAAUAGCCCCAUACACCCAGAACAUCAUUGGCCCAUACCAAAGAGGCUUCACUCGAGGCAAAUCAGCAACAGAUCAGAUUUUUUCUCUGCGGCAAGCGAUGCGAAAACUGUUAGAAUAUGGCCAUGUACCAUAUUUUCAUCGACUUCAAGGUCACCUAUGAUAGCAUAGUUAGGGUAAAACUACACGGCCGUGGGAGAAUUCGGUCUCCCAACGAAAUUAACAAGACUGAAGAGGCUAACCCUGACUAAUAUGCGAGACCAGAAAAAAGCAGCAGGAUCGCUUUCGAGACGGUCUCACUUUCAAUAAUGGUCUAAGCCAAAAAGAUGCCUUAUCGUGUACCCUUUUUAAUCUGGCUUUAGAAAAAGUGAUCCGUGAUGCUGAGGUAAAUGCGAGGGGCAUCAUUUUCUCUAAGCCCACUCUUGGGAAGAAUAACCAGAGAUGUAACGCCUGCUCGAUCUUGAUGAAGGUAGAUCAUCGAGAUCGAGCAGGCGGGGCAAGGUCUUUGGCUGCACAUCAAUGAAGGCAAGACGGAAUAUAUAGUAAUAAAGUUUAGCGAAACGCAGUUUUUUCUUCUUACGAACAACUUUAUCCUUUGAAAUCUCCGUCUUUUACAAUCUCUGGAACUAGACUGAACUCUACUCUUGAAAAUUGAAUUUGAAUAUCUAAUGCGUUAUCGGAAUUAUUCCAUAGUUUAUGCUGCGUAUGUAAUU
Messenger RNA from Hermetia illucens (black soldier fly), 4171 nucleotides. RefSeq names its product inhibitor of nuclear factor kappa-B kinase subunit beta (gene IKKbeta). The coding region runs from base 58 to 2274 and encodes 738 amino acids. The record is from RefSeq and is a predicted model, not a curated record. The transcript has 6 exons. NCBI's taxonomy places the organism in Eukaryota, Metazoa, Arthropoda, Insecta, Diptera, Stratiomyidae. Gene Ontology annotation, cellular component: cytoplasm; IkappaB kinase complex. Gene Ontology annotation, molecular function: IkappaB kinase activity; ATP binding. Gene Ontology annotation, biological process: positive regulation of transcription by RNA polymerase II; tumor necrosis factor-mediated signaling pathway; peptidyl-serine phosphorylation.